This is a messenger RNA of Selaginella moellendorffii, 690 nucleotides long. RefSeq names its product succinate dehydrogenase subunit 5, mitochondrial. Gene Ontology annotation, cellular component: respiratory chain complex II (succinate dehydrogenase). The coding region runs from base 21 to 638 and encodes 205 amino acids. The transcript has 4 exons. The record is from RefSeq and is a predicted model, not a curated record. Gene Ontology annotation, biological process: tricarboxylic acid cycle. Lineage: Eukaryota; Viridiplantae; Streptophyta; Lycopodiopsida; Selaginellales; Selaginellaceae.
UUAGGGCUUUUUUCACUCUCAUGGCAUCGUCACUUAGCGCAUUGCGUCACUGGCGCGCGUUUGCUUCUCCCAGCUCCCGGAUCUUCGAUCGCCAAGGAUCAUCAGUAGCUGCGAGUAAUCUGUGGAGGCGCGGCUUUGCCACGGCGGGGACGAUCCCAGAGUGCUCGGAUCCGGCCAUAAAAAAGGCAUUGAAGCAGCUCUACGCGAUCAACUGGUACGAUAUCGAUGAGAAGACGGCCAACAUUGUCGAGGAGACUUUGAGCACCGGCGAGGGUACCGCCGAUCACACCAUUCUCAAAGAUACGUGGUCGUCCGCCCGUGCGGUGGAGACGUUUUAUGGCACUCUGGACGCGCUGAGGAAGUCCAUCGACGAUUUAAUGGGAUUGUCUGGAGAGAACACUGGACCUCUUCCUGACCAACACCAGCGUGCUUUGGAAGCGGUACACUCCAAGUACGUGAAGUACCUGUCGUCCUUUGGAGAACACGAGCAUUCCUUGAAGAAGAAAGUGGAGCUGGAGCUGGGAAGUACGCUCGUCCUCCUCAAACAAAGAGUCUCCGGGCUUCCACCGAAGUGGGGAGAUGUUGGCUUGCUUGGUACUUCAGGACUUAGUGGCUCGUAUAUCGAACAGAGGGAAUGACUUCUUCCGGUUAACAAGCAAUAAAAAAGUCCGAGUGAGCGUAUUCUCUUUC